Molecule: messenger RNA, 2394 nt
Organism: Ficedula albicollis (Collared flycatcher)
Lineage: Eukaryota; Metazoa; Chordata; Aves; Passeriformes; Muscicapidae
Gene: PRKG2
Product: protein kinase, cGMP-dependent, type II
Exons: 18
Coding region: 22-2340 (772 amino acids)
Biological process (GO): protein phosphorylation
Molecular function (GO): ATP binding; cGMP-dependent protein kinase activity
Source: RefSeq, a predicted model, not a curated record
UCAUCUAGGUCUCUGGACAAAAUGGGGAAUGGAUUAGUGAAACCCAAGCACCUGAGGCAGCCAAAUAGGCAUGUGGCAAACCUUGCUAUUGGCUGUGCUGCCAGCCACAAGUUUCUGAUGGACCCAUGCCUAGGCAUCAAUGUGAUCAAUGGGCAAGCUGAUGUCCUCUGCAGCAAGGUACUUGAACUGGAAAAGGAGCUGAAGAGAAAAGAUCAGCAGCUGCAAGAGAGUCAAAGCCAUGUUGCUGAGCUUCAGAAACAGCUGGCUAUGCAGACUAAGGUCAUAGCAGAACUCACCAAGGAGCUGCAGAGCAAGUGUAUACAGUUGAACAAGCUGCAGGAUGUUGUCAGCACUCAAGGAGAGCACUCUUUUCAGCCUUCUCCAUUUAAAGUUGCUGCUGAUAGGAGGAGAGGAGCCAAGGAAGGUGUGUCUGCAGAGCCAACAACAAGGCUGUGUGAUUUGAACAGGCAAACAAUGUUUUCCCUUGAAAAAGCAACAGUCCGAAAGGAUUCCAGUGAGAAGAAGCUUAUCACAGAUGCCCUGAAUAAAAACCAGUUCCUGAAGAGACUGGAGCCUCACCAGACACGGGACAUGGUGGAAUGCAUGUAUGAGAGGACCUUCCAGCAGGGGAGCUACGUCAUCAGGCAGGGAGAGCCGGGAAAUCACAUUUUUGUGCUCAAAGAGGGCAGUCUGGAAGUCUUUCAGCAGAAUAAACUACUCUCCUCAAUACCUGUGUGGACAGCAUUUGGUGAACUGGCCAUUUUAUACAACUGCACACGGACAGCUUCUGUGAAAGCAAUCACUAAUGUUAAAACCUGGGCACUGGACAGAGAAGUGUUUCAAAAUAUCAUGAGAGUGACAGCACAAACCAGACAGGAGCAAUACAGAAACUUCCUUAGAAGUGUGUCCCUGCUGAAAAACUUACCUGAAGAUAAAUUAACCAAGAUCAUGGACUGUCUGGAAGUGGAGUAUUAUGACAAGGGAGAUUACGUUAUUCGGGAAGGAGAAGAAGGAAACACCUUCUUUAUAAUAGCAAAAGGAAAGGUGAUAGUUACCCAGAGCACUACAGACCACUCACAGCCUCAGGUGAUUAAAAAUCUACACAAAGGAGAUUACUUUGGAGAAAAGGCUCUCAUUAGUGACGACGUCAGGUCAGCAAACGUUAUUGCAGACGAGAACAACGUGGAGUGCCUCGUUAUAGACAGAGAGACGUUUAAUCAAACAGUUGGAACUUAUGAGGAGCUGCAAACUUACCUGGAAGGUUAUGUGGCUAAUCUGGCCCAAGCUGAUGAAAAGAGACAUGCAAAAGGAAGAUCCUUCUGUGGACAGUUGACCAAAGAAGUGUCUUUGGAGAUGAUAGAGCUGAAGGAGAAAGUAGCCCAGUUCCCUCCUGCCCCAUUCCAGAAUUUAGAAGUUGUCACAACUCUGGGUGUUGGUGGGUUCGGAAGGGUUGAGCUUGUUAAAGUUAAAAAUGAGAACAUGGCUUUUGCUAUGAAAUGCAUAAAGAAGAAACACGUAGUGGACACCAAACAGCAAGAGCAUAUUUAUUCUGAGAAGAAAAUCCUCGAGCAGAUAUGUUCUCCAUUCGUUGUAAAGCUGUAUCGCACAUUCAAGGAUAACAAAUACGUGUACAUGCUCCUGGAGGCUUGCCUUGGAGGGGAACUGUGGAGCUUGCUGAGAGACAGAGGCAGCUUUGAUGAAUUCACCACCAAGUUUUGUGUUGGGUGUGUGACAGAGGCUUUUGACUAUCUGCAUCAAAUUGGAAUUAUCUACAGAGACCUGAAGCCAGAAAAUUUAAUUUUGGAUGCUGAAGGAUAUAUAAAAUUGGUUGAUUUUGGAUUUGCAAAGAAGAUUGGAUCAGGGCAGAAAACCUGGACGUUUUGUGGAACCCCUGAGUAUGUUGCCCCUGAAGUCAUUCUGAGUAAAGGCCAUGAUUUCAGCGUGGACUUUUGGUCCCUUGGGAUUCUUGUGUAUGAACUCCUCACUGGCAGCCCACCGUUUUCUGGGGCUGAUCAAAUGAUGACAUAUAAUUUGAUUCUCAAAGGCAUUGAAAAGCUGGAUUUUCCUAAAAUAAUAACAAGGCGACCUGAGGAUUUGAUCCGCAGACUCUGCAGGCAAAACCCAACAGAAAGAUUAGGCAAUUUGAGGAAUGGAAUAAAUGACAUCAAGAAACAUAGGUGGUUGAGUGGUUUUAACUGGGAUAGUCUGAAAGUGAGGAAAUUAACGUCGCCUUUGAAAAGAGAGCUGUCUGGACCGACUGAUUACAGCUACUUUGACAGCUAUCCACCUGAAGUGGGAAGCCCUCCAGAUGAACUUUCAGGCUGGGACAAGGAUUUCUGAUCAUUUUUCCUUCUGGAACAUUUUUAGUGACUCAUAGGCCUCAGUUCUAUCUUG